Racocetra persica is the source of this 407-nucleotide messenger RNA. Lineage: Eukaryota; Fungi; Glomeromycota; Glomeromycetes; Diversisporales; Gigasporaceae. The record is from the annotation of a GenBank genome assembly.
AAUUGACUACGCAACCUAUUAAACAAUCUAUCGAAAAACCCAUCACUAAAUACAAACAGAAUAUCGAACAACCUAUCACUAAAUAUGAACAGAACAUCGAACAACCUAUUAUUAAAUGCAAACAGAAUGUAGAACAACCCAUCAUUAAAUACAACCAGAAUAUUGAACAACCUAUCACUCAAUACAAACAGAAUAUCGAACAACCUAUCACUAAGUACAAACAGAACAUAGAAAAAAUAGUAUGCGAUUAUACACCUAAAUCAGUUAAUAAUAAAUUCAAAAUAAAUAAAAAAAUAAGUUGUAAGCUAGAUAUCCUUGAACAGAAACCAAAAGCAGCCAAUAUUGAAAAAUAUAAUAUACAAACCUGUAUAUCUGAUAUAGAAAUGUCUGAUAUAAAAUUUCCUUAG